This is a messenger RNA of Eurytemora carolleeae, 2891 nucleotides long. RefSeq lists its product as uncharacterized. Bases 1930 to 2787 code for a protein of 285 amino acids. NCBI's taxonomy places the organism in Eukaryota, Metazoa, Arthropoda, Copepoda, Calanoida, Temoridae. The record is from RefSeq and is a predicted model, not a curated record. The transcript is spliced from 6 exons.
UGCGAUCCGGUCUUGAGAAAUACCACACGGUAUAUAUAUUAGGUCUCUAGGGAAAUCGCUAAGUAGCGAAACAUAUCGAUUAAUAUAAAGCUAAAUGAAAGACAACCAAGAUUUUACCCACAAGUUCACAACUCUCUUCUUUCUUUGCAUUGAUUAUGAAAUUGAAUGUUCAGAAUUAUCAAACAACUUUCAAUUCCAAAAUCUUUAUUUUAAAUUUAACAAUAAUUAAUUUAUCCCUCAAUACAAUGCAACACCCCUGGUGCCACUUUGUAACCUCGUAGCUUCCAAGUUCUGAUUUUACGCUCAAACAUGAAAAAAGAAAAUUUAUCCGAUUAGAUUAGAAAUUAAAAAUAUUUUUGUUCUUCUCAAUACCAUUUGAUAAGAGGAGAUGUGAUCUAAAUCACAUAAAAUAUUUCAAUUUUACGUAAAAAUCUACUUUAUCUUCAUAAAGUAAAUUGUCUCUAUAUUUCACAUUAUCCUUUGGCAACUGCCACGCAAAAAAUUAACCCUGAAAUCUACAUUAUCUUAGAUCAGGCAGUUCCCAAAAUAAAUAGCUUCCUUAUUUUACAUUAGCUGUAGUAAAUUGCUUAAGAUGAAAAAAUUCGUUUCAAAAAAUAAUUGCUACAUAUUAUUUUGCAAUUCUCGACAAAAAGAUUCACAAGGCAAUUGCCAACAAUCGAACCCCACCAAAUGACAAUAGUACGUGACAGCUCGACAUCUUUACAAAAAAUGUCCUAUGGGCAAUUACAAUCCCUCAUAUCAUGUAUUAUACACGUAUAAAGUCGAGCAUCUGCUUUAAUCCGUUGUUUAGGUUUUAAUGUAAUGUUCAAAAUCAAAUUACAAUCUGGGCAUCAAUUAAUUAUAAUGAUAAUAACUCUGAUUAAUAGGAUUUCUCAAACUUAUUAAAGAUGUAUGAUUUCUGUAUGUAAUGAUACAAGAGAAGAAAACCUUCCUAAAUACCGAUAUCUAAAUCUCUGUAUCCACUGUGAAACUUUUUCUUUCUUAAUUCUCUCUUUUAAAUAUCCCUGCUGGAUUCCGACCAAUGAGAGUUCUCUGAUUUAUUGCGGACUAAAUUUCUAAAUUUCUCGGCUUCUGAUUGGCUGUUUAGUUUCUACAAUCAACACUCUAAUUGGUUACAUUUUACACUUUCCUGCAGCAUAUAACUGUAAGAUUAAAUAAAUCUUAAGAUUAAUAAAAAGAGGAGAUCAAGCAUUGAUCUUGAUAUCCACAAUUCUUAAGUUUUCUGCUAAUGUCUCUGUUUGUCCCAUUUGACAAUUGGAAAGGAACUGAUUUUUUGCCACAAACUAAUAACACUAUAUCUUUUCAACCUGAUGGAUUAUUAAACAAACUUUAUACUUCAAAUAUUAAAGGGCGAAAAGAUAUAGAAAUUAGAAAUUCAAAGUUUUUGCUGAGGCAGUUUCUUCCUCACUAAAGCUCUGCACGGUAAACCAGAGGUCCUGGUUAAAAGUCCAAUGAGUCUGAACUUUAAAACCCAUAUCCACCAAUUAAAUGUAGAUUUUUCGGAUUUUGAUUAUAAGUUUUUUUUGGACUUUAUAGUCUAAAUUUGUAGGUAAAUAGAAGCUCUUCAGGUAUUUUUGACAGAUUUUCAAUGAGAGAUCAGGAUGCACUUUAAUUUAGUUAGUUUUACGUGCCUGACAACAAUUAUAAUGUAAUUACAAAACAAUUGCCAUACUUAUGAGAUCUUCAUUAACAAGCAAAAUUGCCCACAUCAAACAUACGCUCUCCAUCUACGUAGAUAUUUUUCUCUUACGUCCCACACCAUUCAUCUAUCUAUCUUAAACCAUAUAAAAGAGGAGAAUUAUUAACUCUCAUUCAGUUUAUUUCAAGCAUCCUCCGCAUAAAGUUUAUUCUAAUAAAAGAAUAAAAAACAAACAAAAAAAACAAAAAAAACUUGAAUCUAAACAGAAUAUGAUUUGCACAGAUACAUACUCUAAGUUCUCUACGGUAAUCUACUCUUCUCAAGAAACAGUUAAAGAUGUCAACUGGGCAGAUUCUAAUGUCUCUAAAAUGAUGAGACUGGUCGACACUGAUGAAAGCCUGAAAGAAAUGGAAGGUUUAAUAAGAGAAUGCAUUGCGCUACUGAAGACUAUCAAAGAUCAGAAUGUCAAGUUCCUGAAAGAUGAGGUUUUUGAACCUCUAAACAAGGUUGAAAUAGGGUUGGAUCUUAUCAGACAACGUUUACUCACAUUUGCUUACUUCAAGCUGUCAGCUCAGGAGUUUACAGAGUUAGAGGAUGAAAGUAUGAAACCUGCAGAUCCAAGUGUUGAAUUCUUUGGUUUAGAGUGGUCUAGCGUGUUCUCUAGAUGCUAUGGAUUAGGGGUUGAAAUUAGGCUGCUAAAAGCUGGGAUGAAAGAGGACAGAUUCAGCCGUAGACAUCUAUCUGAGUGUCUAUCUUUGGUAAAUCAGCUGAUCGCGGAAACUCAAAUGCACGCUGCCGCACUCAACUCUGGAUGCUUACGCGCCAGCCAUCUUUCCCUCCAGCUAGAACAGCAGCAGUUGCACGCAAAAAUUGGUUGGACAAACAGUUACCAAAAAAAAAAUGACAACAGGAGCUCUGAAAACAAAACAAAAGUUGGCCGAGUUAGUUCUAAUAAACUUAAAUAUGAAAAAACUAGUGUAAAUAAAACCUAUUCUAAUGAGGCAAAGCAAGACCAGAAGUGUAAUACUGAUUCCAAACCGGUUUCUGACGAAGAAAAGCAAAAAUAUCAUAAAUCCUCACUGGUCAAGAGCGUUUCUAACAUUUUUAGGUCUUUACUUGAAUUAUAAUGUGUGCUUGAAUUGUAAAAAUAUUAAAUUAUGUAAGGCUCAAGCUGUUGCUUAUCAUAAAUAGUUUACCUACAUUGUAUAAUAAACACAUCUUCUGUAAUUAA